GUCACCGAGGCGUGAGCUGAUUGGCUAAGAGCUGCUAGGCUUCUGUGACAAGUUUUUCGGGUCACGCGUGACGUGGUCGUCGUGGGAACCGCAGCAGCAGUCACCCGCGGGCGCUGCCAGAAUUCAAUAUGGGAGACGUAGAGAAAGGAAGGAAGAUUUUUGUUAUGAAGUGUGCGCAGUGCCACACCAUAAAUAAGGAUGGAAAACACAAGACGGGACCAAACUUAUGGGGACUGUUUGGUCGUAAAACUGGCCAGGCUCCAGGGUUCUCUUACACAGAAGCAAACAAAAGCAAAGGCAUUGUUUGGGGAGAAGAAACUCUUCUUGAAUAUCUGGCAAACCCAAAGAAGUUUAUUCCAGGAACCAAGAUGAUUUUUAUUGGUAUCAAAAGCAAAACCGAUCGCUUAGAUCUUAUUGCAUAUUUAAAGAAAGCGACGUCGGAGUGAGGAGUUUGGAGCAGUACACGCUCAUGGAUCCUGUCAUUGUGAACGUUUACUACGUGUCUGAAGAAUGAUAAUGAGGAGCAGAGACAUAGCUGGGUCUUGGGCUCACACAGCGAGGUGGUGCCAUGUUGGUCUCAAGUCUUUUCUUUUAGAGAUGGAAGGAGACCACAUUGUGUGCAUCUAGGGUUAAUGCUGUGUGACUUAAGGAAUGUGUCAUUGAUAACAUAUUUAUGGAACUGUGAUUUUAUGUCGGAUUUAUAUGGUAGUAUGACUACAAAGAAAUCAGUUUUUAUUGUGUGCUUUAUUCAUUCACCGUUCCUUAUGCAGCAGAGAAUCACUAUUUAGUCCCUGCCCAGUAUUUAGACCCUGUCCUGAAGAUAGGCGAUUACUAGCUGAUUGGCAGGCGCCUGACACCCUGCACCUCUGCCAAUUAGCUGUUUGGCAAUAGCUCAAGUGCUGGAAGUAGUCGGCCCCGUCUGCUUAGUAGUGGACUGAGCUCGUCACUGCAGCACUUCAGUGUAAAGAACACAGAGGUCUUUGCUUCCAGCACUGGAGCUAUGGUCAAACAGCUGAUCUUCUGGGUGAUGACCCCCGCUGACCAGCUAGCCAUGACCUAUCCUGAGGAUAGGCCAUCAUUUAAUAAAAGGUUGACGCCCCCUUUAAAAGGGGGUUGUUUGCCAAUUGCUUAUCAUAUUUGUUGGUUAGAUAAUAAAAAGUGAACAAUGUUUGUCAUUUACACGCUGUUAAAGGGGUUUUCCGAGAUAUUUUUACCAAUGAUCUAUCCUCUGAAUCCCAGCCGAUCAGCUGUUGGAGAAGGCGCUGGUGCCGCGGCCUUCUCGCAACUUUUCCUAGGCUGUGCCAUGUCGCGUUCAAUCAGUCUCAUGGCCUAGGCGCAGCUAAACUCAUUGAAGUGAAUGGGGCUGUGCAGCCAUACGAAGCACAGCCGCUAUCAAAUGGACGACGCUGUGCUUGGUGAGCUGAGAGAAGGCCGCAGUGCUGCUGCAAGCGCCAGUGUCUUCUCAGACAGCUGAUUGGUGGGGGUCUUGGGUAUCGGACCCCCACCGAUCAGAUACUGAUGACCUAGCCAGAGGAUGGCACCAUCUGCUGUAAAAAAUGUAUAGCAUUGUACAUGUCCGAUUAAGGAGUCGGACGCUGCUGGACGCAUACUUAUUCCUGCAGCCAGGUCCUUGAUGAUGCUCAGUUCACCACAGAGCAGCUAGUAGAAGUAGUAUCUGUCCUGGUUAGCAGGCAAGGACAAGAGCUUCUGCAGUAGCGGUAUAGGUGAAUAGACUUUCUGCAAGGGGAAUAAGAUAGGACUAUAUUGUCAGCUGCCAGAGGGGAAGGGGACUGAUUCUGGCCGGAGCUCACCCCCCAGCAGGGCAGAUAAGAGAUAUCACCAAGGGAGACACAUGGAAGCAAAAAGAAAAAUAUGUUACUAGCAGUUUUAAUAUUUGCAGUACAGAUUUUAAAGCAGCCAUUAACAGUCUUUCAGGGCUAUUGCUAUGAGUUAUGAAUCAUACAUUUAUUUAAAUGAUUGAUUUAUGGGAUAAGAAUGGUUUUACACUACAUCUUAUUUCAAAAUAGUACAUUUCUCUUUACAUAUUUUUGUAGUAAAAAAAAAAGUUACGGAUAGAUCUUAUAUACUGACCAGUAGGGAUUUCUAAAAAUGUCUCAUACAUUUCUCUAUAGGGAAAAAAAUAUCUUAAAAAAAAAAUUAAUAAACAACCCCACAAAAAACUCUAAGGCCUCUUUCACACGGGCGUUAGUUUUUUUGCCCGGAUAAGAGCCGGGUGCG
Messenger RNA from Bufo gargarizans (Asiatic toad), 2238 nucleotides. RefSeq names its product cytochrome c, somatic B. The transcript has 3 exons. Gene Ontology annotation, biological process: mitochondrial electron transport, ubiquinol to cytochrome c; mitochondrial electron transport, cytochrome c to oxygen. Gene Ontology annotation, cellular component: mitochondrial intermembrane space. NCBI's taxonomy places the organism in Eukaryota, Metazoa, Chordata, Amphibia, Anura, Bufonidae. Gene Ontology annotation, molecular function: electron transfer activity; heme binding. Bases 129 to 446 code for a protein of 105 amino acids. The record is from RefSeq and is a predicted model, not a curated record.